This is a messenger RNA of Miscanthus lutarioriparius, 1131 nucleotides long. The record is from the annotation of a GenBank genome assembly. Lineage: Eukaryota; Viridiplantae; Streptophyta; Magnoliopsida; Poales; Poaceae.
AUGAGGAUUCCGAAGUACAGCAAGAAAGAUGUGGCUCUCACGGUGGACUCAGUGACGGCAACAGUGGAGAUCGAGGCAACAUCCUCCACCGCCGUGAGGGAGGGCCUCGACCUUGUGGCCGUGGUGGACAUGAGCGGCAGCAUGCGAGGGCACAAGAUCGAGAGCGUGAAGAAGGCCCUGCAGUUCGUGAUCACGAAGCUUACCCCUGUGGACCGCCUCUCCAUCGUCACCUUCGAAAGCAGCAUCAAGAGGCUCACCCCGCUACGUUCCAUGACCCAAGCUGCCCAGAGCGACCUCAAGACAAUCGUCGGCCGCCUGCCGGAGCGGAAGUCCUCCGGUGACCCGAGGCAAGUCGACCCCGGCGAGGUGUCUGUCUACACCUUAGGUUUCGGCCAGGGCACAGACGACAAGCUGCUCACCGACAUCGCCAAGAAAUCCCCCGGCGGAACGUACAGCACGGUGCCCGACGGGACGAACCUGAGCGCGCCCUUCGCGCAGCUGCUGGGUGGCCUCCUCACCGUUGUGGCGCAGGACGUGCGUCUGACCCUCACCCCAAAGACGACCAACGGCGACCUGGACACGACGGCGGUGGCCCCCGGAACGGACUACACGCAGACCACCGACGCCAACGGCGUGAUCACCAUCAAGUUCGGCACCCUCUUCAGCGGAGAGACGCGCAAGGUCGCCGUCAACUUCACUCUCAAGGAAAGCUCCGAGACCGAGGCCUACAACGCGACAUUAGCCGUGGCGAGGCACAGCUACGCCGCAGAGGAAACGUGGCAGCCUGCCCAGAACAUUCAGCGGCUGCGCACCCCGGACCCGAGCCCUCCCGGCGUCGCCGGCAGAGAGGAGCGGUCGGUGCAGGCCGAGGAGAUUAUGGACGCCCAGAACGCGCUGGAGGACAUCAUGCUGGACGACGGCGACCGGAUGGUGAACGUGCUCCGAGCCGAGCUGCUGCAGCUGCUGGAAUACAUGGAGUCGCAGAAGCUCUACAACAAGCUGGGCCACCCCUACGCGCUCGCCACCCUCAUCUCACAUGGCCGCCAGCGUGCCGCUGGAAGGGGCGACGAGGAGGUCAUCUCCCACUACGUCACGCCGCGCAUGAUCGCCUACCUAGAGCAGGUCAAGUAA